Molecule: messenger RNA, 6376 nt
Organism: Candoia aspera
Lineage: Eukaryota; Metazoa; Chordata; Lepidosauria; Squamata; Candoiidae
Gene: RESF1
Product: retroelement silencing factor 1
Exons: 6
Coding region: 438-5990 (1850 amino acids)
Cellular component (GO): nucleus
Molecular function (GO): histone methyltransferase binding
Source: RefSeq, a predicted model, not a curated record
AAAAGUGGCUCUUGCCGCUGCGUCCUCUUCCUUCCCGAGAGAGGGAGCAGCCUUGGAGGGAGGGGGCUCCCCGCUCUCUGGUCUUGGAAGCUCGGCCCCCGGGGUGGCGCGGCGUGGCGGCGCGCGCCCUCUUCUCCGCGUCGGCGGACGCCCCGCUUGGCCAGAAGGCUGUGCAAAAGAGUUCAAAGCCGGGGCCAGGAGGCCUCUAGCCCUCCCUGGAGCAGAAGUCAGGACACCAGCCAGCCCACCCCCCCAGGGAGGACCACUGCUGGUGCCUGAAGGAUGGAAAUGAUGUGCCUCUGAAAUUUGGCGCUGCUUUGGAGAAUGGGUAGAAAAAAACAUUGUCGAGUGACACUGACAACACUGAAGAGUCAACAAGUUUCAGUAAAAUCCAGUCUUAGAAAAUAUUCCUGAAAAUUAAAAGAACUAUCAGCACAAUGGACUGGAAUGUAGGGACGACCAAUAAGUUGCAAAUGUACGGAUCCUUCCUGACACCACAAGUUACUUCUGCUGCUUCUGUUACUUCCCAAGCAAAUGUCCUAAUGCAGAAAUUUUGUAAUUCCUCUGGAAACAGCCAAACCACAAAUGUUCCAUCAAGCAUGAAGUAUAUCUUGGCAAACAAAUCACAAUUUCAGAAUAACAGUUUCUCUAAAAGGCCUAUAUUUCCUAAAACAGUAUCUGAUACAAGCUUUGGACUAAGCAAUAACUUUUAUAACUUGUCUCCAUCUUCACUUUCUGCUAUGUCAGUCCAGAUGGCAGCUGAUGUUCAGAAUCCAAAUUUAUCAAGGAACAUGCAUAUUUCUUCCUCUGUAGCAUUACAGGGAAGUACAAUUUGCAAUUCUGUGCAAAAUAUGCAUCAAAAGACAAGUGCAUAUAUGGCCAUGGACAGUUUCAAUAAUCCACCACUGCAAAAUUGUUCAAAUUCUGUGAGAACUUCAGUAUAUCAGCAAGCUCCUCUAAAUAGUUCAUCGCCGAAAGGGCCCCCAACACUGAUGCCCUAUUGUUAUAUGAAUGGGCCUGCUACCUCCCAAGCAAAUGCUAGAAUAUCUUUUAACUCUGUAUCAAAUUACUAUUUACCUCCUCAGCAAAAUGUCCAGUGUCCUGAUUAUUCUUCAGCAAAGAAUUGCCCAAAUCCAGGUGUCCCGGUAGCUAUGCAAUCACAACAUUUUGCCUCUGAUCAAAUAAACCCUCCUCCAUAUGCAAUAUAUUCUCACUACGAUUGCAGAAAUGCAGCCCAGGCCACUAAAAUAAACUCUUCGCUCUCGGAUCUGAUGGCUCCUGUGCAGGCAAACCAUGGACAAUUUGUUCUGCAGCAGCCAACUGCAAAUUUAUCUAAUGAAAAUGUUGAAAGUUACCGGAGUUCUCUGGUUGAUCAGAAUAGCAAUUUAUAUUCUGUUCAGCCCAAUCAGAAAUCUCAAUCUCUGUCAUCCUCUACAGAAACAAAUGCAGUAGGCACCAUUGUCCAUAAUGUAAAUGGACUAAAAACUACCAUGCAGCUUUCUAAUGAAUCAAUGAAGUCAUUUGAUGAAGUUGAAGGCAAUCUUUCUAACAAUGUACCAACAGCUGCAAUAGUUCAACUUGCUGAAUCUUUGCCCCAAAUGAAUAGAACUUUGCAACAAAAGAAUAAUGUAAGUAAUGAGAAUUUAUCUAAGGAUAAAGUUAUAAUUACUAGAGAGAGUUUAUCACUCAAUGUUCCAACGUUGCAUGAAAUGAGAAUUGCAUUAUUAAAACUUAAAGACAGUUUUAGAUUAAAACAAAAAAUAUAUCGAUCUUCUCUACAGAGUGGGCAGACCUCUAAUACCCCUGCAAACAAUCAAAAUCCUAAUAAUUUAUUUUCUCCUUGUAAUGCAAAUCAGUCAGUGGUAUGUAAUGUCCAGCAGGUUGCUUCAGAUAAAGUCACUCCAAAUAAGUUUUCAUCUAAUUCACACAAUUCUUCCUUUGUACCACAGAAAACAAAGAAUCACUUAUUGCCAAUUCUGUGGAAUAUGCUGAAAGGUACUGGUGAUGAAAAUAUGUUAUUUAACUCUAAUGUUGAAAGUGGAGAUAAAUACCAAAAUAAGCAUUUCACUGUUCAAGAGAAUUCAUGUUUUGAGUCUAAUGGUGAUGGACCUGAAAAUCCUGUUAAUACUGACAGAACUACUAGAUUAAGCUAUAAAACCUCUCCUGUUGGUUCUACUCAGGGGACAAGCAUCAAAAACUAUAAAGGCUUUGAACAGAUUUCUAACUCUGCUCAUAAUCAAUUGGAGAAAACAGCUGUACCUAAGGAUGACUUAUUUAAUCUUUUUAAACAGAAUAAAGGUUCAGGAGGUGAUGUUGGUCAGUAUUUAAAUGAUAAUCAAAGUCUGAUUCAGAAUUUAGGUGUUUCUCAGGGAUCAUCUUCAAUGAAAAACUCUAUAAAAGAAGACAGUGAGAAUCUGCAUUGUUCUACAUCUACAUAUCUGAUUCAGCAUAGUGAAAACAGUUGUCUUGAGAAACCUGGGAACAGUGAAAAGAUCGCUGAUAUAUCUAGUUCAUCUCCUGUAUCCAAAGGAGUUGCAGGUAUAAAUGGAAUUCCUCAUGGAGUAGAAAGAACUUGUUCUUUGGAGGAGCUAAAAACAGGCCUGGCUCUAUGGAGAAAAUGCCUUCCAGCAUCUUUAAAUGAACAACUAAAUAGAAAUACUGAAUCUUCCAGUGAUGAGCUAGAUGGCAAAGGUACAGCACAAAUUUUGGAAAACCUCCCCAGUACAUUGACUCAAAAUUACGACACUAAAAUUACAGUUGAAAGAACUCAGACUUAUGCUUCUUCAUCUUUUGGAAAAAACCUUGAUGGAGUAAAUUCCAAUUUGCCAAAAGGCUCUGAACCUCAAGUAGCUAUUGUUACUCCACUGGUAUUAUCAAAAAAGAAUGAAGUGCAGAAAAAUCAGUCUCUGUUCGAAAGUAUGUAUCCAGCUAUUGAAGGCAGUGUCCAUACUUUAGAAGAACAUAUCUCUGCAAAAUCAGAUACUAAUAAAGGAGAAAAUAGAGCUAUUUACUCACCUACAGAUUCCUGUAAAUAUUGUGAAGAUUUAAAUAUGCAUCAGGAAACAAACAAAUCCACAGAAGAAGAAAAAAUAGUGAAAGCAGAAGUUGGAACAAACUACUCUUUUGACCUAAACCAAGAAAUAACUAAUUCAUCUCUUGAAUUAAAGCAACAUAAACUCAAUUCAGGAGACCAACAUCCACGUGAACGGAUCACUAAUCAUUUAACUACAUCUCAAAAAUGUGUAACAUCUAAAAAGCAUGGUCCAAAUUUGGAUGAAUCCAACAAUACUGCUGAAGUUGUGCUGAAUGAUAGUAUGUUACGAAUAUCCAGUGUAUGUACUCUUGUACAAGGUGAUGCAUUUUAUAAUUCACAAAUAGCAAACAUGUUUAGUACUAGCCCUUUGAAAUCUGAUACAAAGCAUGCAACUUCAGAGGAACAUGUGCUUUCUCUGCAACACAGUGAGGGAGGAUCUGGCCUCCUGAAAAAUGACCCUGAAGUCGGGAUGAAUAUUUCAGAGGAAGGCACUGUAUUGCCAUCAUCAGGAAGUUUAUCCAAGGCUCUUGCAGGGACACCUGAAGACUUGCAAACAUUAGAAAGCCCUCCGUGUGACAACACUUUAAUGGAAACAAAUGCAAACAACUCUGGGGAACAAAAGAACAAAGGCUGUCUAGAAGUUGUUUCACUUUUGGGGGGAAAAAAUGAGCAAGAUAGAUCUUAUGGUUGUAAUACAGAUUUGUCCAGCAGUGAGGUGUUUGGAAAUCAGGAGGCUCUGUGCAACACAGACAACAUGUCCAGCGUUAGAAAAGUGGACGUCUCCGAGCAUGUCCUGGAUGAAGGCAAGCCAGUCCAUUUGGGAAGCAGCACUGAGCCCCCUGUAAUGUUAUUGAACAAUCAGCUAACUGAGCUCUCAAAAGAAUUUCCCUAUGGAAUUGGUUAUUUGAAUAUGGUAAAGGGAACAGAAAGCAAAGAUUCCAUAAAUAUUCUGACAGAAAGACAGGAUAAAGGAAAUACUAGGAGCCAUGAGAAAAAUCUUGAUCCCAGUGAUGCAGUAGAGCAAAUUAAAAUAGUAAUCCUAAAUUCUCAACAGAUGAAUGAAAUGUUUCCUGAAUGUAGUCAACAAUCUUCUAACAAGCUAGACAACCAUGGAGAUGACCAGAUGAGAAUGGAUUCAAAAGCUAACUUGAGAAAAGAUAAGGGACACUACAGAAAAUCUAACCGGGACUUAAAUGUUGACAGCAAAAUUACCCGGUCUGAAAGAUUUGGGAAAAAAGAGCGAACAUACUGCUGCUUGCCAGGAUGGAUAGCUUCAGGAUAUAAUGUGGAGCCUUGUUCAUGUAUGCUAGCAAAAGAAGCUAGUUUGAAGGGAAAAACUGGCCUGUAUUUACAGUCUAAAGAUAGAUCAAAAUCCAGAGACAGUGAAUCUGACUGUAGCCUGAAAAAUGAAGUACAGAAUUCCAUAUUAGAGGCAGGUACUAAUGCCUUUCUUUUGGGGAACCAGAGUAACAAGGCUUUAAAUAAAACUUUUGGAUGUAGAGAAACUGAACCUCAGGUAAAGGAUUUACCAAAAGCAGAGCAAACAGCAACUCUACUUUCUUUAUUGGAAAAAUCAGAUUCACAAGAACCUAACAGGAGAGUCAUAGAACUGCCUCAACCUGCAGAUUCCCAGUCUCGGCAGACAGAAAGAGUUGGAACUAAUAACAUGCACAAUCAGAUACAUGGAAGAAGGAAUAUCUCAAAAAGUGAAGCACAGUAUCAUUUUAAUACAGACUUCAAAAAGAUGAUGAUCAAAAAGCUCGCCAAAAUGAAAUCUGAGAAAAAGUCUUUUGACAAAACUCUGAAAUCAAAAACAGAUAUGGAUCAUCAUGGAAGAACAGAAACCAAACAUAGUACCAGUUUAGAAAGAUACAAAAUUAAACGGGACACCGGUGAAACGCGCAUAAUUAAAGGACCAAUUUCAAGCAUGAGUCUAAAGAGACAAAUGGCAAAGGGAAAAAAGCAUAAAGCAUUGGGAAUCCAGCAUAGUGAUGUCAGGCAUUCUUCAACUUCAGGCAGUGUUGGCUUUGUUUCUGAAAAACAUAAUUCUGGGCACAGGUCUACCUUGGGUUCGCAAGAGCGUUUAAUUAAAAUGGAAAUGCAUAAAGUAAAAGAUUUGGAGAAACGUUAUGGAUACAGAAAGGUACAACAUAAUGAAUCUAUUUGUUCUAAGCAUGUUGAACACAAUCCUGAACAGCCUAUUAAAAGGAUAAAUCUAGAGAAAUAUGCAUACACAAAAGAUAAGAAAAAUGCAUGGAAACACCCAAGCUCACAUUUUGAUAACAGAAUUCCUGCAUCCCAGGACGAAUGCGGCAAUCCUUCCAAUAAACUUAAAAUCCACUCUCCCAACAAAGAAGGCAUAUUGGAUGGUAGUAGCAGAGAGAAGUGGUCUGGGAGAUCACCUUCUGAUAAAAAGUGUUUUAAAAGAAAAAAUAAACACUCUGUUUUCCUUCAAAAGGAACAAAAGAAAAACUAUUUGAACAGAGUUGCAUUUAAACGGACUGCCCAGAAGACCAUUCAUUUGACAAGCCUAGAUUCCCAUGGAACUGGGGGGUCGGAACCCCACCAAAAAAACAGCUCUUUGCCCCACAAGUCUGAAGCAGAGAGGCCACAAAUGCUUGAAUUCAAAAUGUGUCCAGAAAUAUUAUUUAGGAAGUCCAUCUCUGAAGAACAAAGUUUAGAAGCAAUGAAGCCUCCUGAAAAAACCAGAACGUCUGUUAAAGCAGUCAAAAGUAAAAGAGAAGACUGGUUAAAUUACUGUCCUGUGAAAAGAAGGAAAACAGAAGAAAAUGAAAUUCAAGUUGAUGACAUUCCACUUGAUACUGCAAUAAAACUGUUGGAAGGAAAUGAAGCAUUCCAUGGGUCCAUGAAGGAUUCCAAAGCCACAUUUGAGACCUACCGGAAAAUGCAUCUGGAAAAAAGAAGCCGCAGUCUGGAUAGCAGUCCCUUAAGCUAGGAGCCCGUGGACUUGAGCUUUGUUUUGUGAACCACUUGUUUCGGAUUGGCUGCUUUUAUAUUAAUGUCCUGUUAACUCGGGCUAUUGGUUACUAUGAUUGGAAAUCUAUUUAAAAAUGGAAUUUGCAUUCUGAACCACUUUAGCAAGCAUUUCAUUUGGACUCUUCCAAUUAUUUUUACAAGACAGAUUCCUCAGUAAGCUAUAUUAGCUAAAUGUAACAAAAUUUGUGCCUAGAAACUACUGUGGUACUGAUGCUCAUUUUAAGUGCCUUUUAUUGUUUGGUACUUUUGUUGCCUUGUUUAUUUUGGCAGUAAUGUAUUUUGAAUAAAUGUUUAGUUACGUACCUUCAAACGGUGUUAUUUGUUUACAGAAUUAAAAACACGUUU